Lathyrus sativus (Indian pea) is the source of this 1140-nucleotide messenger RNA. Lineage: Eukaryota; Viridiplantae; Streptophyta; Magnoliopsida; Fabales; Fabaceae. The record is from the annotation of a GenBank genome assembly.
AUGCGUUCUGCAACAGAAUAUCUAGGUUCUUCUACUAUGAAUCAACGUGGCAAUCAAGUUCAGUCUAUGGAAAAUUCCAGCUUAGAAAAUGAGCUUAAUUUAUUUCAAAAACAUGUUACUGAUAGGUUCAAUGAACUAUCUUCUUCUGUUUCUAAUGAUGAUUUGUUAUCUCUUUCUUGGGUUAGGAAUCUUCUAGAUACAUUCCUUUGUUGCCAAGAGGAAUUCAGAAUGAUUCUUCAUAACCGUAGAUCGAAAGUGUGUAAACCACCUUUGGAUCGUUUGGUGAAUGAGUUUUAUGAGAGGAGUGUGAAGGCAUUGGAUGUAUGCAAUGCUGUUAGAGAUGGUGUCGAAAUGGUUAGACAAUGGGAGAAACUAUUGGAGAUUGUUCUUUGUGCUUUGGAUCAUAAAAGAAUCAUUAGUGAAGGCCAAUUUCGUCGUGCCAAGAAAGCUCUUGUUGAUUUGGCUAUUGGUAUGCUUGAUGAUAGUAGUAAAGAUUCUAAUAAUGGUUUUUCAUUUGCAUCUAGAAAUAGGUCAUUUGGUAGAAACAAUGUUCAUCAUCUUCGACGGGAUUCAUCUGCAUUAGGUCAUUUUCGAUCACUUUCUUGGAGUGUAUCGAGGAAUUGGUCAGCUGCUAGACAAUUACAAGCAAUCGGGAGCAAUCUUUGUUUUCCUAAGAAUAAUGAUCUUGUUGCUACAAAUGGUCUUGCUUUGACUAUUUAUACAAUGAGUUCAAUUUUGUUGUUUACAAUGUGGGCACUUGUGGCUGCAAUUCCUUGUCAAGAUAGGGGGUUACAUCUCAACUUUUCUAUUCCACGGCAGCUAUCUUGGGCUGCUCCGAUGACAUUGCUCCACGAGCGGAUUUUGGAGGAGUCGAAGAAAAGGGAGAGGAAGAAUUCAUGUGGUCUUUUGAAGGAGAUUCAGAAGAUUGAGAAGUGUGCUAGGGUGAUGAAUGAUAUGGCUGAUUCUUUGGAGUUUCCUUUGAGUGAGGAGAAAGAAGAGGAAGUAAGGGUUAAAGUGGACGAUGUUGUGAAUGUUUGUGAAAGUUUGAAAGAUGGAUUGGAUCCUUUGGAAAGACAAGUUAGGGAAGUAUUUCAUAGAAUUGUUCUUGGUAGAAUGGAAGGGAUUGAUUUUCUUAGUUGA